This is a messenger RNA of Penicillium soppii, 1464 nucleotides long. RefSeq names its product flavin-containing monooxygenase. The record is from RefSeq and is a predicted model, not a curated record. Gene Ontology annotation, molecular function: flavin adenine dinucleotide binding; N,N-dimethylaniline monooxygenase activity; NADP binding. NCBI's taxonomy places the organism in Eukaryota, Fungi, Ascomycota, Eurotiomycetes, Eurotiales, Aspergillaceae. The transcript is spliced from 8 exons. Bases 1 to 1464 code for a protein of 487 amino acids.
AUGGAAAAACAAAACAGAUUCUACAGCGACGUCGUUAUCAUUGGAGCAGGCCUGUCGGGAAUCGACAUGGCAUGCCAGCUCCAACGGCAAUUAUGUGUCAGCGACUACGUGAUUUACGACCGCGCUCGAGAAUUGGGUGGCGCGUGGGCCGCCAACAAAUGUGAUUUUUCCGCAUCCCCUUCACAGUGCCUUUUCCCGUCCCAGAAGGAGAUUUUAUCCUACAUCCAACGCGUCGCUCGCACUAACCAUGUCACUGAACAUGUGAGGUUUCAGACCGAAUGGAAAGGUGCCCAGUGGGUGGAAGCAUCUGGUACAUGGCAUGUCUCUCUCUACAAUUUGAGGACAGGAGAGGAAUUUUUUCACGAAGCCAAGGUACUGGUUUCCGCUGUCGGAGGCUAUACUAAUCCCAAGCUUCCCAUUCUGCCUGGCUUGGAGACAUUUGAUGGCCCCGUGGUGCAUACUGCUAAGUGGAAUAAGGAGUACGACCUCCGAGGCCUCAACGUGGCCGUGGUGGGUAACGGAUGCUCCGGCUCACAGGUAGUUCCUGCUGUGAUCGAUGAAGUCAGCAGCCUGACGCAGUUUAUUCGGAGCCCGCAAUAUUAUGUCCCGAUGCCCAUGGGCAAUUAUCGAUUUGGAAAAGUACUGCGCGCUUGCUUCUCCUACAUUCCACUCACUUUGCUGCUUAUCCGUUGGCUGGUCUUUUGGAUCCUUGAUACCACACUUGGGCAGUUUUACAACGAUUCCAAAGGAGACAAAUUGAGAGAGGAGAGAGCUUCGCGCAGUCGGAAGUAUAUUACGGAGAACGCCCCUGAGCGAUACUGGCCUUUGCUUACACCUGGCUAUGACCUUGGAUGCCGACGAAGGAUACUGGACAAUGACUAUAUCCGAUCGCUUCGCAGCUCUAAAAUGAAGCUGGUCAAGGACUCGAUUUUACAAGUCGACUCGAAGAGUGUGGUGACAGGUUCAGGCGACAAAUACCCGGUUGAUUUCAUCAUUCUCGCGACGGGAUUCGAGUUCACUCAAUGGAAGGCCGAUUCAGUCAUAGGCCGGCGAGGAAAGUCGCUGAAACAGCUCUGGGAUGAUCGAGGCGGCAUCGGCGCUUACAAGACUGUGGCGAUGAACGAGUUUCCCAACAUGUUUUAUUUAUUAGGCCCGAAUUCCGGCAGCGGACACACGUCUGUCCUUUUUGCGAUCGAGUGUUCGGUCAACCUCGUUAUUAGGAUUGCACGUCCUAUACUUCAGCGACAAGCAUCGAUAGUCGAGGUAUGCAAAGGGGCUGAGAUUGAGUGGUGUGACACCAUACAGACUGCUCUCAGCAAAACGGUGUUGACGCGCAGCUGUUCCAAUGUAAGUUGUGUGCUGACCAUCGCAAUGAACCAUGAGCCUACUGACGAUCUCCAAUGUAGCAAUAUACCGACCCAAAAAACGGAUGGAAUUUCUUUUCAUAUCCUUUCAGCUCAUUGA